AUGAAGCAAAGGUUUUCCUCCCUCGACGUCAAGGUUAUUGCUCACGAGCUAAACCAGAGCUUGACCUCGCUCCGAGUCGCAAAUAUCUACGACCUUUCGACAAAAAUAUUACUCUUCAAAUUCGCAAAGCCAGACACGAAGAAGCAGCUGCUCAUAGACAUUGGCUUCCGCUGCCACACGACCGAAUUCGCCCGCGCCACAGCUGGAACCCCGUCCGCCUUUGUUUCUCGACUGCGCAAGACCCUCAAGACACGACGUCUUACUUUAGUAUCGCAGAUAGGCACUGACCGCAUUCUUGAAUUCCAAUUCAGCGAUGGCCAGUACAGGCUAUAUCUCGAGUUUUUUGCUAGCGGAAACGUAAUCCUGACCGAUGCCGAUCUCAAGAUACUUGCUCUAUCCAGAAACGUGUCUGAAGGAGAAGGCCAAGAACCACAGAAAGUUGGAUUGCAGUAUUCUCUGGAAAGCAGACAGAAUUUUCUCGGAAUACCUGAUCUUUCGGAAGACAGAGUUCGAACCGCACUGGCAGCGGCCGUUGAAAAGGCAUCGACCGCAAAAGUUCCCAUCUCGAAACCGAGCUCUAAACAAACAGAUGUACUUCGAAAGUGCUUGGCUGUGUCAAUCACCGAAUUACCUCCAAUAUUGGUUGAUCAUAUACUUCAGGUAAAUGAUUUCGAUACCUCCCACAAGCUGGAAGUGAUUCUGGAAGACGCCAGCCUCCUCAAAGAUUUAACAGAAAGUCUGCGCAAAGCAAGAGAGCUUGUUGACUCUAUCACGUCGUCUCCAACGUGUGCCGGCUUUAUAUUCGCAAAGAAGCCGACUCAGGAGCAGAACUUGCAAAGCCAAGACGCUGCCAGCAAAGCAAGGCUGGGCCUGCUUUACGAUGAUUUUCAUCCCUUCGUACCGGCAAAAUUUGAAAAGAACAAUGACAUUGAGGUUCUUCAGUUUGACGGCUAUAAUCAAACCGUCGACGAAUUUUUCUCAUCGCUUGAAGGUCAAAGGCUAGAAAGCCGCCUAGUGGAAAGAGAAGCAGCUGCUCAAAGAAAACUCGACGCGGCUAAACAAGAGCAAGAAAAUAGGAUCAAGGGACUGCAAAGCUACCAGUCUGAUAACUUUCGAAAAGCAGCCGCCAUCGAGGCUAAUAUUGAGCGAGUCCAAGAGGCCAUGGAUUCGAUCAAUGGCCUGCUUGAUCAAGGAAUGGACUGGGUGGACAUUGGAAAGCUUGUUGAAAGAGAGCAAAAGAAAAACAAUGCGGUUGCAAAUUUGAUAUGCCUGCCCUUGAACCUGGCUGACAAUGUCAUAUCUGUUCGCUUGAGCGAAGAAGAUGAUGCUGAAAGCGAGGAGGAAGAUCCAUUCGAAACAGACGAUAGCGGUUCCGAAUCCGAAGACGAUGUAGAUGCUGCCAAGGGCGGACGGAAGAACUCAAACAAGACUGUUAUUGUUGAAGUAGUCCUCACGCUUAGUCCUUGGAGCAAUGCACGGGAAUACUACGAUCAACGAAAAACCGCGGUCGUCAAGGAAGAGAAGACUCAACUGCAGGCUGACAGAGCCAUCAAGAGCACCGAGCAGAAGAUCAAACACGAUUUGAAGAAGGUUCUGAAGCAAGAAAAGGCACUACUGCAGCCCAUCCGAAAUCUCAUGUGGUUUGAGAAGUUUUAUUGGUUCAUUUCUUCUGAUGGCUACCUUGUCGUUGCUGCCAAGGAUAAGUCUCAGGCAGAAAUCUUGUAUCGACGGCAUUUGCGUAGCGGUGACGUCUUCUGCCACGCCGACGCGAACAAUGCCGCCGUCGCUAUUGUGAAAAAUAGUCUGAACACAGCUGACGCGCCAAUUCCACCGGCAACGCUAGCUCAGGCCGGUCAAUUAAGCGUUUGCUCCUCCGAUGCAUGGGAUUCAAAAGCUGGUAUUGGCGCUUGGUGGGUCAAGUCCAAUCAGGUUUCAAAGUCAACUUCUACGGGAGACAUACUACAACCCGGCAACUUCAAUAUCAGCGGAGAGAAGAACUUUCUGCCACCAGGGCAGCUGGUCCUCGGUCUCAGUGUCAUGUUCAAAAUUAGCGAGGAAAGCAAGGCCCAUCACAACAAGCAUCGUAUCCAGGAUGAGCCGGCAGCCGAUGCUGCUCCUGAGAGACAAACCAGCUCAAACUUUUCUCACGUUGACCCGAAAGCGACAGACGAUGGAGUCGAACGAGAGUCUUAUACUACGAUCGCUAGCGAGAAGUCUGAUGGCGAACAAGAUGAAAUCGAUCAUGAGGAUGACGACGAACAGCCCGCCAGAUCCAACCCUCUCCAGGGCCAGGAUCUUGGUUCGGAGACGCCGCAGCAUGACGAUCAUGGUGGCGACGAUGAUCAAGUACGAUCGACUAUAGCUUCCCUCAAUGUCAAUGAGGAGAGUGAUGACGAUGUUGAGGAACUGGACACUACCCAAUCAGAAGCGAACACGAUCGAAACUGGUACAGAAACGGGGAGCGUUGCCAAAUCUACAGCAAGGGGUGGUGUCCCACCCGAGUCCAAGAAGCCAAAGAGGGGCCAAAAAGGAAAGGCGAAGAAAAUCGCUGCCAAGUACAAAAACCAAGAUGAAGAGGAUCGUGCUGCCGCCGAGGUGCUGAUUGGUUCUGCUGCGGGCAAGCAGAAAGCUGAGGCUGAAGCCCAGGCAAAACUGAAGCGUGAGCAAGACAUGGAGCAGGCCAAAGCAAGACGUCGUGCACAACAUGAGAAGAAACAAAAAGAGGUAGCUCAACAUGAAGAGAAGAGACGUGCGAUUCUCGACGGCGUGGAUCCCGAAGGAGACGACGAAGACGAGCUGCGAGCACCCAUCGAUUUAUUGGUUGGUACCCCGCGCCCUGGCGACGAAAUCGUGGAAGCCAUAACAUUCUGUGCUCCUUGGGCUGCUCUUGGCCGAUCCAAAUACAAAUUCAAGCUGCAGCCCGGCACCGUGAAAAAAGGCAAGGCAGUAAAGGAGCUGCUGGAGCGCUGGAGAGCAGAUGCAGGCAGGAAAGGCGCCGUGGACGAGAAGAGCACGGAUACAGAAAAGAUGUGGCCCAGAGAGGUAGAACUUAUAAAGUUCUUAAAGCCGGAGGAGAUUGUCAAUACAGUUCCUGCCGGCCGCGUUCGUUUGGUUGUCGUCGGCGCAAACUCUGGCUCUGGCAAGGGUCGUGGCUCAGGGGGGGGCAAAAAUCAAGUCAAGGGAGGUAAAAAGGGCAAAUAA
Messenger RNA from Akanthomyces muscarius, 3201 nucleotides. RefSeq lists its product as uncharacterized. The record is from RefSeq and is a predicted model, not a curated record. Gene Ontology annotation, molecular function: ribosomal large subunit binding; tRNA binding. Gene Ontology annotation, biological process: rescue of stalled cytosolic ribosome; ribosome-associated ubiquitin-dependent protein catabolic process. Bases 1 to 3201 code for a protein of 1066 amino acids. NCBI's taxonomy places the organism in Eukaryota, Fungi, Ascomycota, Sordariomycetes, Hypocreales, Cordycipitaceae. Gene Ontology annotation, cellular component: RQC complex. The transcript is spliced from 3 exons.